Molecule: messenger RNA, 621 nt
Organism: Prorocentrum cordatum
Lineage: Eukaryota; Dinophyceae; Prorocentrales; Prorocentraceae
Source: the annotation of a GenBank genome assembly
AUGGCUCAAGGCGAUGGCUGCCCGAACCGCCGGAGAUCGGGGACUUCCCCCCGGGCCAGGCCUCCUGCUGGCGUGGCCAGCCACUUUGGUGGCGCCGCGGCGGCCGCCGCCGCCGCCGUCGCCAGCGGCCGCUCGCCUUCUCAGACAUCCGACGAUGGGACAUCUGCUCGGUGCGAGGCCCCCGAGAUGACGGCGGCACGCGGCCGCUGCGGCGCGAUGCUGCCGCGGCUGCUGGAGGCCGUCAGCCGCGGUGGCCCGGGGCUGCCGCCGCUGCAAGCGGACGCCUGCCGCAGCACGGGGCCGGGCGCGGGGGCGCCCCGGCGCGCCGGGCCUCCUCCGCCGAGGGCGCCACGCGACCCCUGGAGCUCGCGGGGGCGCUGCCCGCGCUGUCGCUGGCCUCGUCGCGCCAUCCGCGCAGCGAGGGCGCCGCCGCCCCACCGACGGCGAACGACGGUUGCGCAGCGGCCGCUCGGACCGCCCGCGCCGCCUGGCGAGGGGCAGGCCAUGGUCAGCUGGGGGCCUCCGGCGGUGCGAGGCGCGCAGCGAUUUUACGCCGCGGCACACACCACAUUCGAAACGAAGGCACUUACACGCGACCUUACUCGGGAUGUUUUCGCGUGA